Messenger RNA from Maudiozyma barnettii, 2265 nucleotides. RefSeq names its product medium-chain fatty acid-CoA ligase FAA2 (gene FAA2). Lineage: Eukaryota; Fungi; Ascomycota; Saccharomycetes; Saccharomycetales; Saccharomycetaceae. Gene Ontology annotation, cellular component: endoplasmic reticulum; membrane. Gene Ontology annotation, molecular function: long-chain fatty acid-CoA ligase activity. Bases 1 to 2265 code for a protein of 754 amino acids. The record is from RefSeq and is a predicted model, not a curated record. Gene Ontology annotation, biological process: long-chain fatty acid metabolic process. The transcript has a single exon.
AUGUAUGAAACAUAUUCAAUUUCAGAUGUCAUAGAAACCGAUGCAAGGUUUCAACCAUUGAAGGAUAAACUAGCUGGUUAUGUUAAGGGCUCAGAUGAAUAUUUGGCAGAGUUGAUAAACGAGCUUCCACUAAAUAGUUAUCCAGAUUAUAAGACAUAUUUAAAGAAACAAGCUGUCCCCAUGAGCAAAUAUGUCAGUAAUGAUGUCGAUAAUGAUAAAGGUAUUGAUGCAAACUUGCAUUAUAGCGAUACAUUUAGAAAUAGUCUUUCCCCUGAGAAAUUGGUUACCUGUGUAGAUCAGAAAUUAAACACAGGCUACGAACAUUUUAUGUUCUCUGCGAGAAGAUGGCCUGAUAAUGGUUGUUUAGGUAGAAGAACAUAUGACCAUACAACAGACCUAUGGUCAGAACAGUAUCAUUUUGAAACGUAUAGACAAGUUGCUGAAAGAGCUCAUGCAUUUGGGUCUGGUAUUAUGUCUCUAGUUAACGUAAAGAGAAAUAAACCACUUAAAUCCAAUAAUUUUAUAUUAGCUAUCUUGGCUCAUAAUAUGCCAGAAUGGAUUAUUACAGAUUUAGCUUGUCAAAGUUAUUCUAUCACUAACACAGCUUUGUAUGAGACAUUAGGUCCCAAAACUUCAGAGUACAUUAUGAAUUUGACCGAGAGUCCUGUAUUAGUGUUUGCAAAGUCGAAUAUGUACAAUGUACUUUCCAUCUUACCUGACCUUGAAUAUGUUAACACUCUGAUUUGUAUGGAAGAUUUAAAAGAAAGUGAACUUAAAUCUAUUAACGAAUCUCUUUUGACUAAAAAUUUUAAUAAACUGAAUGAGAAAAUUUCCGUGUUUUCAAUGAAACAAGUGGAAGAAAUUGGUAAGCUAAAUAAUAUUCCAUUGAUUCCGCCAACUCCAAAGACAACUUAUACAAUUUCUUUUACUUCUGGUACAACAGGUUUACCAAAAGGUGUAGUUCUAACUCACCAAGCUAUUACCUCUAGUAAUGCAUUCGUUUUAUCAUCAAUGAAGGUUCCCAGCAGUAAGAAAAACAAACAACUGUACGAUAUGUGUUUCUUACCUUUAACGCAUAUCUUUCAAAGACAAACUACGUCAUAUGCGUUAUCUAUGGGAGUCGGUUCUGGUUUUCUCCACAAACCGGAUCCUUUGGUUCUUGUCGAAGAUUUAAAGAUUUUGAAACCUGAUUUUUUAUCCAUGGUCCCCAGAAUAUUAACAAGAUUUGAAUCUGGUAUCAAGACAACCCUGAGUAAAUCUGCUAUUCAGAAAAAUAUCGCAUCUAACAUCAUAGAAAAUAAGGCUGCAAGGUUCAGCAGCCAUGGUGGUACAGAUCAUUCAUUAUUGAAUUUUCUAUUAUAUCAUCGUGUUUUAAUCGACAAAAUUAGGGAUUCGCUGGGGUUAACUAACGGAUCAUUUGUAGUGACUGGUUCAGCACCAAUUGCUAAAGAGACACUUCUAUUUUUGCGUAGUGCUCUAGAUAUCGGAAUAAGGCAAGGGUAUGGAUUAACAGAAUCAUUUGCUGGUAUAUGUCUAGCAGAACCUCACGAGAGAGAUAUUGGUUCAUGUGGUGCAGUUGGUAUUAGUACUGAAUGUAGAUUGAAAGAUGUCCCUGAAAUGUCCUAUUUCGCCAAAAAAGAUUUAAAAGGUGAAUUACAAUUAAGAGGCCCUCAGAUAUUUAGUAUGUAUUUUAAGAACCCAGAUGAGACUCAGGCUGCUAUAGAUAAAGAUGGUUGGUUUUCUACUGGUGAUGUUGGAUUUAUUGAUGCCAAAGGAAGAAUACAUAUAAUUGAUCGUGUGAAAAAUUUCUUUAAAUUGGCACAUGGAGAGUAUAUUGCCCCUGAGAAGAUUGAGAACGCCUACCUUUCCUCAUGUCCGUACAUUGCCCAACUGUUCAUCUUUGGUGAUCCAUUGCAGACUUAUCUCGUAGGUAUAGUCAGCUUAGAAUAUGAAGGUACACAAAAUGCAUUAUCACGUUCACACCCCGAAGUAUUGUCACUCUCACAAGAAAAAUUGUUUGAUAAGAUCAACAGUGAUCCUAUUUUGAAAAAAGAUCUGCUUUUGGCAAUUAAUCGCCACACAGAAGGUCUUCAGGGAUUUGAGAAACUACAUAACAUGGUCGUCGGAACGGAUCUUCUAAACGUGGAAAAUGGAACUGUCACUCCAACUCUAAAAAUUAAAAGGGUUGUAGCAACAAAAUAUUUUAAAAAGGAUUUGGAUCUUCUAUAUCAGCAAGGUUCUUUGAUCAGGGUAGAGAAAUUAUAA